Artibeus jamaicensis (Jamaican fruit-eating bat) is the source of this 822-nucleotide messenger RNA. It is a transcript of the gene FGF21, whose product is annotated as fibroblast growth factor 21. Gene Ontology annotation, molecular function: growth factor activity; fibroblast growth factor receptor binding. The record is from RefSeq and is a predicted model, not a curated record. Gene Ontology annotation, biological process: cell differentiation; positive regulation of cell population proliferation; animal organ morphogenesis. Lineage: Eukaryota; Metazoa; Chordata; Mammalia; Chiroptera; Phyllostomidae. Bases 155 to 781 code for a protein of 208 amino acids. Gene Ontology annotation, cellular component: cytoplasm. The transcript has 3 exons.
GGUGUCUCUCGGCUGGGAACCCACGUGCGUUUGGACCGCCCGAGCGGCCCUCGGCGCAUCCGCUCCCUCAGCCCGCCAGCCUCCGAGACAGCAUCUAGACCCAGCAGCGACUCGGACUGCAGGUUCCGAACUUCACCGAGGACGUGAGCCAUUGAUGGGCUGGGACAAGACCCGGUUCCAGUGCCCGGGACGGUGGGUCCCCGUGCUGGCUGUCCUGCUGGGAGCCUGUCAGGCAUACCCCAUCCCAGACUCCAGCCCCCUCCUCCAAUUUGGGGGCCAAGUCCGGCGGCGGUACCUCUACACAGAUGACGCCCAGGAGACGGAGGCCCACCUGGAGAUCAGGGCGGACGGCACGGUGGCGGGGGCCGCCCGCCGCAGCCCCGAAGGUCUCUUGGAGCUCAAAGCCCUGAAGCCAGGUGUCAUUCAGAUCUUGGGAGUGGAGACUUCCAGGUUCCUGUGCCAGAGGCCAGAUGGGACCCUGUACGGAUCGCUCCACUUCGACCCCGAGGCCUGCAGCUUCCGGGAGCUGCUGCUGGAGGAUGGAUACAACAUCUACCAUUCGGAGGCCCACGGCCUCCCGCUGCGCCUGGGCCCCCGAAGAUCCCCAUCCUGGGACCCGCCCCACCGGGGGCCCGCCCGCUUCCUGCCGCUGCCAGGCCUGCCCCCAGAGCCCCCGGAGAGUCCAGGGGUCCGAGCCCCCGGCCCCCCGGACGUGAGCUCCUCGGACCCCCUCAGCAUGGUGUGGCCUUCCCUGGGCCACAGCCCCAGCUACGCAUCCUGAAGCCACAGGCCGCCUUUGACUGGGUCUCCUCUUUAUUUAUU